AUGUCAGAAGUGACCUUUUUGGGUACUGUUGGCUGUCCUAAUUGUACCAUGUUUCUGUCUACGAAUACACUUGAUUCUAACUUUGUGUUUAGAGCUUCCCUAGGACAUCGCAAAUUGCAAGGUGACAGACCUUACAUUGCACGUAAAAGUCUCCUUAGGACACAUGGUAGUCCUGUCACGAGGCUUGAGGUCAUUCCAGUGAAUUCCAGGCAACUUCAAUGCCUGUCUUACCAGAAUAUCGCUUGUACUACCCAUAUUGCUUAUAAUCACCUCUCUCGUUUCACAUUAUAAUCAAGCCAAGAAGACGAAGACGAAUGCGAAGAGAGUGAACCACGUCGAAAGCAUCAUAGAGAGGUAGCGCAGGAGGAGGAAAACUCCCAAGAUGAGGAAGAAGACACAACAGUUGCUGGUACCAACUCCCAAAUCGAUGAGGAGCCAACAACUAGCUCUUGCAGGAAAGGCAGGAAGACUGCGGUGGGUUCGCGGCGAAAGUCUAGCACUGCUACUGUCCCUGCCGAUACAAAGACCCCACCAAAUGAUGGUGAUAAUUGGCGUGGAGUAGACGCACGUUUUCGCUCUUAUCUCGGUGAAGUCGUUAUGAUUGAUAUGCCAAUCACAUCGAAAAGUCUCCCUGAUACCACUUUACUACUCGCUUGA
Molecule: messenger RNA, 657 nt
Organism: Rodentolepis nana
Lineage: Eukaryota; Metazoa; Platyhelminthes; Cestoda; Cyclophyllidea; Hymenolepididae
Source: the annotation of a GenBank genome assembly